CGCAACCCCCCACGAAGCCCAACCGCAACGAAUCAUCACAGUGAGUCACUCUCUCGCCCACCACAACACACCUCCGGCGGCGGCGGCGACCCCAGUCGAGAACACGAAGGCGAUGGCGACGGCGCUCAACCGCGGCCUCCGCUCCGGGAUCCGCCUCCUCGCCGCCGGCGCCGAGGCGUCCAAGCCAGCUUCUCGUGGAUUCCAUGCCACUGGUGUGAAGAGAAUGGGAGGGCACGGCCAUGAUGAGCCAUACUAUCUCCAUGCCAAGCACAUGUACAACUUGCACAGGAUGAAGCACCAGGGUUUGAAGGUGACUCUUUCCGUGCUGGGAGCAGUUAGCAUCGGCGUUGGAGUCCCCGUGUACGCAGUCAUUUUCCAGCAGAAGAAGACCGCCUCAGGUUGAGCGAUCAUGGUCUCAAGGCCUACAUAUCGGAGACUUAUUUUCAACAACAUUUUGUGAAGUUAGAAGCUUGGACUUCAUUCUACCUUGGUUGUUGCUUAUUACCGCGUUUUCUUACGAGAAGUUGUAACCUCGUUUCUUGCCAUCAUCAGUAGGACCCAACUUUCUGUUAAUAAUAUCGUGGCUUGAACUUUCCAGGCUGUGGAGAAACCUCAGCAGUGAUAUCAUUUGUUGUUGUGC
This is a messenger RNA of Panicum hallii, 640 nucleotides long. RefSeq lists its product as uncharacterized. Lineage: Eukaryota; Viridiplantae; Streptophyta; Magnoliopsida; Poales; Poaceae. The record is from RefSeq and is a predicted model, not a curated record. The transcript has 2 exons. The coding region runs from base 113 to 403 and encodes 96 amino acids.